AUGGAUUUCAUGUUUCUCAAGAAGUUUACACUCCUCUUUCUCCUCAUUUCUGGAUCACUUUUAUCAACUUCUUCUGCAGGUCGAGAAUCAAAGUUCAUGAGAAUCUCAUAUCAAGAUAUGAAUUCAGCAAAAGAGGUAGCAACAAUGAAGGCAAUGGAUGAGGAAGAAGUAAGCAUUAUCCAUGAGAGGCUUCUUAGGGCUAAUACAAAAGAUUAUGGACGAUAUGAUCCAACUCCAACUUUUUCUAAGCCUCCUUACAAGCUCAUACCAAAUUGA
Messenger RNA from Lathyrus sativus (Indian pea), 276 nucleotides. Lineage: Eukaryota; Viridiplantae; Streptophyta; Magnoliopsida; Fabales; Fabaceae. The record is from the annotation of a GenBank genome assembly.